CCAAUCAAAACCUUAUGGAGUAAAAUCCAUUUCGUUCAUUUCCUCUUCCCUUUCUUCAAAUUAACUUUAAAGAAAUCCUUAUUUCUCAUUCCCUAAUUUAUAUCCCUCUGCUGUUAUUCUUCAAAACUACUUAGAUUAUAUAUUUCCGAUGGCUUCUUCUGUGGACACAGUAAACGCUUCCUCCUCCUCCACAUUUAGGGGUGAUGAAAUUGCUUUUUCCUCUUGGUGCUUGGCUGAACUAGUAGAGAUCCUUGAAUGCAGGCGAUGGAUGAAUUUGACAGUUGUGCCAGUUUUGUACCAUGUGGAUCCUAGUGAUGUGGGGAAUCAGAGAGGGGCUUUGGCUGAUGCCUUUGUCAAUCCUGAAGAGCCACUUGCUUUGAGUGAAACUGCUAGUAUUCCUGGAUCGGUUUUAAACUACAGCGAUACGGACUGGCAAUCGAUUAAUGAGUCUAUCGGAUCACUAUGCAACCUCAGCAAUCAGAUGCCGGAAGAUGGUUCCACCAAUUGGGACUCACCACCAAGAUUUGAUGUAACUCCAGAUGAAUCAGAUGAUGCAGAUGAUGAUGCAGAUGAGAUGGUGCACGAUUAUAUUGGCCUAGAAAACGAAUCACUCUCCAACCUCAGCAAUCGGGAGGCGCAAGUGAUUAAUAAUUUUAUUGCAUCACCCUCCAACCUCAGCAAUGAGAUGCUGGAAGAUGGUUCCGUCAAUUUGGACUUACCAAGAUUUGAUGAUUCUCAAGAUGAAGCAGAUAAUGAUGCAGGUGAGAUGGUGCAGGAUUAUGUAACUGAUUUGCCACAGGAAGCUCAUGUGGAACCGGAUGACGUAGCUGACGCGCCACAAGAAUUACCACCAAGAUAUGAUGAUUAUAUCAAUGACGCAGUUGAUGUGAUGCAGGAAGCUCAUGUGGAACCGGAUGAUGUAGCUGACGCGCCACAGGAAGCUCAUGUGGAACCAGAUGAUGUAGCUGACGCGCCACAGGAAGCUCAUGUGGUACCGGAUGAUGUAGCUGACGCGCCACAGGAAGCUCAUGUGGUACUGGAUGAUGUAGCUGACGCGCCACAGGAAGCUCAUGUGGUACCGGAUGAUGUAGCUGACGCGCCACAGGAAGCUCAUGUGGUACCGGAUGAUGUAGCUGACGCGCCACAGGAAGCUCAUGUGGAACCGGAUGAUGUCGAAUCACUCCGCAUCCUCAGCGAUCUGGAGCCGCAAUUGAUUGAUGAGUGUAACGAACCACUCUCCAACCUCUGCGAUCCGGAGUCGCAAUGGAUUGAUGAGUUUAUCGAAUCACCCAGCAAUCAUAUGGUGCAAGAUGGUUCCACCAAUUGGGACUCACCACCAAGAUUUGAUGCAACUCCAGAUGAAUCAGAUGAUGCAGUUGAGAUAGUGCAGGAUUAUGUAGCUGAUUUGCCACUGGAAGCUCAUGUGGUACCAGAUGAUGUAGCUGAUUUGCUACUGGAAGCUCAUGUGGUGGAGGAUCAUGUGGCUAAUUUGCAACUGGAAGCUUAUGUGGUACCGGAUGAUGUAGCUGAUGCGCCACAGGAAGCUCAUGUGGUGGAGGAUCAUGUGGCUAAUUUGCAACUGCUAACGAGAAGAGAAACAAACAACAAAAAUGUGUUGAGAACAUAUGCAUUACUCAUAAUCUUGGAAGAGAUAAAGAUGGAGAAUGUUGAUCUUUUAUGCCCAAUUUGUGAUAAUGCAAUACGCGUGGCUUUAUGCUGUGGGCACAUGUUCUGUGAGGAAUGUGGGAAUAGAUGUUCCACUUGUCCCAUUUGCCGGGAUCGGAUCCAUAUCCGUAUCCCGGUGUUUCCACCGCAGUGACUUUGCCAAGAUUAAACUACAUUGCACAUGGUGUUUUAGCAAAGAUUAUCUACGGUUUUGUGUUCCUUGGGUUUGGAUUGUGAUACCUAAUUUAUAUAGUAUUAUUUGGAAUGUUAAAUAUGAUUUCUUACAUGGUGUUUGGAACUUGGGGUUAAUGUGGUAGAUCAUGUGGACAAAGUUUCUGUUUCGUUACCUAUGUGUGGUAACUAGUAAUUGGGUGGUUAAAUUAAACAUUACUCUUAUUGCGUAUC
Quercus lobata is the source of this 2070-nucleotide messenger RNA. RefSeq lists its product as uncharacterized. The coding region runs from base 149 to 1819 and encodes 556 amino acids. Lineage: Eukaryota; Viridiplantae; Streptophyta; Magnoliopsida; Fagales; Fagaceae. The record is from RefSeq and is a predicted model, not a curated record. Gene Ontology annotation, biological process: signal transduction. The transcript has 18 exons.